CUCUCCAGAUGCUGCUUUCGGGAGCACUUGGCGAUCGCCAGGCAGGAGCCCGGCACGCGGCGGCGGGAGCAGCCCCAGCGGUGCCGGCGAUGGGGGCAGGCGCUGCCGGGCGCUGAGCCCCUGUCCCAGCCCCAGCCCCGCGGGGCGAGCAGGGCGUCCGGGGUCCAUGCAGUGCAGCCGGAGCCGGAGACAGGCGAUGGGUCCCCGGCGGGGCUGAGCCCCCCGCCCGUGCCCCUAUCCCGGCCCCCAGCCCUCCCUCCUGUCCCCGAGGCGGUGAGAGGCAGGAGCAGCCAUGGCCGCGGCCAUCGCCAGCGGCUUGAUCCGGCAGAAGCGGCAGGCGCGGGAGCAGCACUGGGACCGGCCGUCGGCCAGCAGGAGGCGGAACAGCCCCAGUAAGAACCGGGGGCUGUGCAACGGCAACCUGGUGGAUAUCUUCUCCAAGGUCCGCAUCUUCGGUCUCAAGAAGAGGAGGUUGCGGCGCCAAGAUCCCCAGCUCAAGGGUAUAGUGACCAGGUUAUAUUGCAGGCAAGGCUACUACUUGCAAAUGCACCCUGAUGGAACACUCGAUGGAACCAAGGAUGACAGCAGUAAUUCUACAUUAUUCAACCUUAUACCAGUGGGACUUCGUGUUGUCGCUAUCCAGGGUGUAAAGACGGGGUUGUAUAUAGCCCUAAAUGGAGAAGGUUUCCUCUACACAUCUGAACUUUUUACACCGGAGUGCAAGUUUAAGGAGUCUGUUUUUGAAAACUAUUAUGUAAUCUACUCAUCUAUGCUGUACCGACAACAGGAGUCUGGUAGGGCUUGGUUCCUGGGGCUUAAUAAGGAAGGGCAGGUCAUGAAAGGAAACAGAGUGAAGAAAACAAAACCAGCAGCUCAUUUUCUACCCAAGCCAUUGGAAGUUGCCAUGUAUCGAGAACCAUCUUUGCAUGAUAUUGGAGAAACAGUGCCAAAGGCUGGGGUAACUCCAAGUAAAAGCACAAGUGCAUCUGCAAUAAUGAAUGGAGGCAAACCAGUUAACAAGAGUAAGACGACAUAGCCAGAUCCUCACAGGUGUUAUGACUUAUUGAGCCCCGAGUACAGUUGAGCAAUUUAUCCUUUCCAGACUCUCCUACUGUGGUGUCUAUGGAUCAGCUUGAGGCAAGUGAAUACUUGUUCUUUGCUGUUUCUGAACUAAGUUAUUGCGAGUGGAUGAAUCUCAACAUGUAGCUCCACCCACAACAAGAAGACACCUGGAUAACCAGCUAAACUCAGACCAUGGAAUGCCCUACCAGAUAUGGAAUGCCUUUUUAAUAUCUUUUCUGUGACUGUGACACUUCAUGUGAAUGACAUACUUCACAAGUACACUUGAUACCUUGCCUGCUGACAGUUACCCAUAAUCCCUUUUUGAGUCCAGUUUCAGCGAAAUCCAUGUGUUUUAAGUUCUAUUUUGUAGCACACAAAUAAUAUCAAGUAAUUUCUAGUUAGACGCUGUAAACCUGUGCUAUUAUGGAUUUCUCUUCUUCCCUUUUUUACAAGGCUGCUCGCUCCACUGUCUGUGACCUUUUGCAGGGAUUGUGUUUCUCUAAAACUUAAGUGUUGCAGGUGGCUUAGUUCUGAAAGCAAUCAGGGAAUCAGGAAGCCUUCAAAAACCUAUUAUUAUAAAUUAUAUCUAUAAAGAAUAGAAUUGUCGUCUCUGGCUUACAAUAUUGAUUAAAUGUGAAUACACUUUAGUAACAGAUACUGUGCUCCUGAGGUUGGCAUUAGUAUGGAGGGAAAAAGUGUCAAACACAACCAGUAGAACGUUUUCUGAGACUAGUGUUUGGCAUCCCCCUAUAGUUUUUUUUUCUGUGUGUUUUAUACAUAUCACAAGCUUACUGGUAAUGGUAACAUUUGCCUUGCCCAGCGAGCGAGACCCACUCAUUUUUGGGAAAGUGGGUCCAAAGAACUCUGUAGGCCUUGUAGGCCUGAAUUAAGGCUCAUUUUUCAUCUACUAAUCCUCAUUAUUUGAAUAAAACAAUAAUUAAGACUAACAAGAAUUGCGCUACCUAAAUCCAUCUCAAGUAUAAUACUUUCCUGUUUUUAAUGAACUAAAUGCCAUCAUUCUUUUUGGCUGUAUUCCACUCUUACUCAGCAAAGCAUGGGCAAGGAUAUUUUUGUGUUCUUUUUGCAGCAGCAAUGCAAAGGGUAGUUACAAAUUAUAGUUUGUUUUUGAUGUUUAAAAAAACCCCAAGUUUUAAAACUGGACAUAUUAGAAAAAAUUAAUUUGACUUAUUUAUUUUUUAGCUCAGCAUGUGGAGUCCAGUUCUAUGUAUUUCACCUGUAUCCCAGUACAUACCUCUAACCCAGCUUCUUAGGAUGUGCCCACCAAAUUGCUAGAUUAAAGGUGCCUUGCCUUGAUCUCUGUAUACUGUACUUUCUCCUACAUGAAACUAGAGGAAAUUUCAACUCAUUUUGAAAUUGAGUCCUUGGAUCAUAUUCAAUUGCUUCAUGAGAACCAUUGUUGACACUUCAUUGGUAUCAGUCAAGAGCAAUGAAGCAAAUUUAGAAAAAAUAGGAAUAUGUUUUCAUCAAUACAGCAAAGAUGCCAUUAAAGUGUUAAAUCGUGUAUGUAAAAAGUUUCAAAACACAGUUGCAUCUUUAAAAGACUAAAAAUAUGGGUACUGUGAGUGUGCUUAAUAGACAUUUGCUUCUUAGAAAGAGUGACAAGAACCAAACUGUACCUCAGUUCUGGAAAACUGGGUGAUAAUGCUCUCUUGGCCUCUUGCUGUUAUCAUGGUGUUUAAGAGUGACAAAAACCAAUCAUUCCCUUUUUAUUUCCAUAAUCCUAACAAAUUAUUUUGUUCAUGUCUUUACACUUCACUCCAUAACUAGCCACUGGUUGUUUCAAAUACCCAGCCUGCUUAGCUGAAUACUAAUUCAGUCUCAAAUCUUUAGGCUUAUGCAAUUUUCAUAUGAAGUUCUGUUUGAAUAAGUAACACGAGUAAUAUGUUGUUCAAAAGAUUGUUGUAAUGCUGAUAAAUUACAAAUAUACUAAAUGAUUCUUCUGGCAGUCCAGUUCCUCGGUUAUAUACACCACCUGAAACAACAAACUAAUUGCUGAAGGUUGGUUCUAUUUUAAAGAGACGGCUGAAGCACAACAGCGGGAGUACAUUAGCUAAGUAUUUAAGGUUCUUUUUUUAAAGAAAGACACACCUACUUUAAUGCUGUGGCAAAAUAUGCACAGAGAAACCUGGGCCCAGAUUAAUCCUUUGCCCAAUGCCUCUAAUGGAAAAAAAUCUCCAUGAGAAACCUCUGGUGUUUCCUCACUGCCCCAUUCUCAUUCUGCCAACAGAAGAGGUUGUUUGCCAUUCCUGAACAAAAUAAAAGCUCCAGAGUUUACCAUAGCCCCAGUCAGUCAGUGAGAAGCCAGAGUAUCCAUGUUGGGCAUUGCCCUCUGCCUGGUUCGUUGGUAGCGCAGUGAUGCUGGCAUUGCAGUAACUAACUCACUCCACCAUCGUAAUCCUGCCCCUCCCAGAUUUAAGAGGGAAGGUAUGUGAACAAGAUAAUACUGCUGUUGGCUGCAUUCAUUUUUUUGUAGAUUUUUUUUCACAGGGCUGGUGUAUCCACAUGCAUUCAUUCCCUAUUCUAACCAGUCUUUAUCCAAUUCAGCACAGAUCUGGAACUACAGAGAGAGACCUCCACAGGGUCCAGAGGGUGGAAAGGUAGUGCCACAGACCUGGUUAACCUAUGCACUGGGGAUCCAGAGGGCACAAUCUGGCUGGCCAUAUGCAUACCAUUUUCAAAAUUAAAACUAGCAUCUUGGGCAGCUAUUGUUCUGCCAACAACAAUUUGAAGGAUUAAACAAAGACUGACUUUAUUUUUGUAAAUGACUAGUACAUACUGGAAAUGUAACAUCAGUUUUGUUUGCACUUUUUGUUCCCUUUCCUUAGUUAAAACAGGUUAUCUAUAAGGGUGUUUAAUCCAAUGAAUGGAUGUCUUAAAACAGUUUCUUCUAAAAUACAUUUAAACAUAACAAAGGGGUUUGUUGUUUGUGCUUCUGUUACUUCCUUUAAUUUUGUCUCUUGUCUCAUCUGUUGCAUGGGAAGAGGAUGGCAAUGAUGAACUGCAUGUAGUAGGCUAUGUGUAUCAAGAACUGUUGGUAUAUAUUACUAAAUUUACAUACAUAUAUGCAAAGAGUUUGUCUGCAUUGUACAGUUUGUGUUUAUUAUCAUUUGUUGUAUACACAGGUGCAUCAUACUGAAUAAAACAUUUAUAUGAAAGCAUAUUAAAGUAGAAUGUGCAAAAUAACACUGCACUGGCCCCAAUUUGGUGAAACUUAAUGUAAUUAGGUUGGCAAACUCAGUUUUUCCCUUUUACCAUGCCAAAGAAAAGUUUAGGUCCUUGAUAGAAUACCUCUCUUGCUGUUUUCCAGGAUAAGACUUCACCAUUUUGUUCCCCCUAAAAUUAAUUUUCCUGUUAAGUGAAAACUAUUUUCAACUAUCUGUUACUACUAAAGUACUGUAUAGUAAACCUGAUGGAAUUGAUUUGUAUUUACGGAUUGCGUGUUUUGUACUUUUACGUACAGCUAUGUAUGAGUCUGCCAGGUGUUUUGCGUGCUUUGUUUUGUAUUUUUGCUCCUUUCUUUCCAUUUUAUCUAAUCCCAGAGAGACUGGUUUGCACAGUGGUCCAAGAGAGAUAUUCCAAUCUUUUCACUGUCACAUAAUACAUGUGCCCAUAAUAUAGAGAGGUCGUUUAUUUUCAUUUUACUGCUGAAAAGCUCAUUUGUAUUUCAGCUAACAUUUUAUUUGGGAAAAUCUCAGUCUCUCUUAAACACAGACACAUACACAUCAAGUGCUAGGAAGAUAUGAACAAUUUGAACAAAGUACUAUUUUUCCUGCUUUUAUAAAGCCGUUUAUGAAUUAUAAAUGCAGUGGAAGCCUUAAAAACUUGCAUACACUAUGGAUUCUACAGAAAGGUUGCUAUAGUUUUUUUCAUAAAUGCUUUGUAGCUUACCUAAUGUUUCUGCUGCUUUCUUACUGUUCUGUUUGAAACCACACUAAAAUCAGCAGAAUUAUUAUGAACUGUUAUUUUUCAUCCAUUUAAAUCAGCUCAUUAGAUUGGUCUAGAACAAAAUCUGCUCCCCCCCCCCCCCCAAAAAAAAAAAUUCCAAAAAACAAAAACAAAAGGAUGGUCUUUCACAAAGUAUUUACAUGAAAGACUUUUGGAAAGCUCAAGCCUUUUUACAAGUAUUAAGAUAAAUUUCCUGCUGGUGUAAUGCUACCAUAAUCAAUGGAGUAUGCUAGCAGAGGGUGUGGCCCAUGCAUUAAAAGUCUGUCUUGCUGAUCCAUCUGUUCUUUGGUAUAAAGCAGAAAUAUUCUGCUCCAUUCAGCUGAGAAUGAAAAAGAUCCAUAAAACUAGAUAAAACAAGGCAAUUAUAUUUCUAUUAAAUGCCCCUUUGGAUAACUACAGUGCAUUGCAGUGCAUUUCAAAAUGUCUAUUACAGUAUUUUUUUCAGGAUGACUAAUGCAAAUGCUAUGAUUUUUUAAAGUAAUAAAAUCUUUGUUCUAUUACCUAGUCAUAGAAAUAUUCAACUUAGCUUUAUUCAUCCCCAGAUCAUGUUUUGAAAUAUCACUUAAAGUGAAUGUUUCGGAGGAGGAAAAGGGCAGUGAAUCAACGACACCAAAACAGGCUGGGAUUAAUUUCCAGAGAAUUUGGCCAAGAAAAAAAAAUUACUAUGGGGUUACAUAAGCAAGUCAAUCUAUGGCAAGUUUAUGGCUGACACCAGAAGUGAUAGGUCAUACAAUGGUUACAAUACUAAAACAUGGUGUAAAUAUACAGAGGAGCAGCUCAACGUACUUCACAACUGCGUGCUUUUAUCACAUUAAUGGAGGGCUGUGUUAUCUUUCAUGUUCACAUUUCCAAUAUCAGACUCCCUACUUAACAAACCAGUUUUCUUAUCCUGCAAUUAUUUUUGCCAUAGACCUGGAAGUAGGAUCUGAACCCACUAGCUAAGAAGCACCAACCUUAUUAGUGUAUACAGAUUACAUAGCCAAAAUGUGUCAUUCCUUCACACAUCUUUCUGUUUUUACAUGUUCUGUCAUUAAAAUUCUCAUCACAGGGGUUGUUUGAGGUGUAAAUUCACACUUUACUAGACAAGAUAGUAUUCUCACAUAUGUAGAAUAACAUUUACCUUCAGGUCUUUUUAAUUCUAGUCUUCUUCAUCUCAUGUCCUUGUCAUCAACUUUUAGUUGAUGACAAGGUAUUUGGCAGAAUUUAGCAGAUUUGUUGGAAUCUGACAGGGGCCACAGUGUGAACACUUCUGCUACGGCUGUUAUGGCAGUUGGUAUUAUUUCUAGUGAGGGGAACGAGCCUCACAAGUGAUCUACUGGGCUGUGCGAAGCUUUGGGUGGUGAUUCGAUUCAGAGAAGAUUUGGUCCAAUUUGGUGGCUGAAUCUCCAAAUCUCAAUUGAAUCAGGGGACCAAUUAAAAGGUUCCAAUCAAUUCAAAGCUCUCUGAAUUUUCGGAAAAGAUUCAGAGAGCUUCAGUGAUUCAGACAGUCCCUGGUGGCUGGUAAAUAGGGAGUGGGGGGGGGGUUGGAGGAGGCGGGAGGGGACCAUGCGGGGACCCCUGCAAGGCUCCAUCCCCUGCCUGCUCCCCCAGCCCCUCCGUGGCUGCGUUGCCUGCCCCAGCUCCUGGUGCUUUAAUAAAAAGUCCCACUCGCUGGGUGGGGGGGGCAAUCCUUGCUGCCCCCCACUUCUCCAAGCUGCAUUGAGAAACUCUGCCAUGAACCUCCCACCCCCUCCCUUGCUCCCCCAGCCCCCCACCAUGGCUGCCCUGUCCAGCCCAGCUCCAGCCCUUUAAAAAGGGGGGGGGAAUCAAGAAAAACCCCAGGACUCACCACUCCUGCGGCAGCCUCGGGGCUUUCGAGGGCUUGUACAGAGCCCCCCACAUGGUGUGGUGCAGUGGGGGGGGCAGCAGGGCUCUCCCCCCGCCGGCAGGAAUGGUGAAUCCAGGGUUUUUCUCUGUGUUUUUUUUUCUUAAAGGGCCAGAGCUGGGGUGGGCAGGAAAUCCAUGUUGGGGCUGGGACAGUGGGGAGGGAGGUUGUGAGGCUCAUGCAGAGCCCCCCAUGCAGCAUGGGGCAGUAGGAAACAGCAAGCAGAGCCCCCUGCCCAGCAGCACCCAAUGAGUCAGGGCUUUUUUUUUUUUCAGAGUGCCGGGGCUGGGAGAGUGGGCAGGGGAUGGGCCUGGGUGAUUCGGAGAUUCGGCAGUAGCCAAAUCUCAGAAUUAUAUUCAGCCAAAUUGAUUUGGAACAGUGAUUUGGAUCACUGUAUCAAAUCACUGUCCCCAAAUCGGCUGAAUCCAAAGCAAAUACCAGACACUUCACGCAGGCCUACUGGUUACCUUAGUUUGUGGGGGUUAAUGAGUAUUAUACCAAUAAAAAUAAGAAACAGAAUAAAAAUUGUAAAGGUAAAAAGAUAUCCAUUUCAAUUUUAGUAGUCUUUGUAAACAUUGUAAAGCAUAUAGUACAGUGUUGCUUUCAUAAUUUACAUUCUAAUUAACCAUAGGUACUCUGUCAACAUUUUCUAAAAAUAUUUCCCUGUAGUUACUUGCUUUAUCAAACAAUUCAGAUAAGACUUUUUGAAAUAUUAAGGUUAUAUAAUCCACCCUGUUCCUAAAACUUAAAAUUAACUAGUUGGGAAAAUGUUUUAAACUUUUCCUACUAGACAUCAGAAUUACUUAUGUUUCUUUUAGUUUACAAACUUAAUGGAAAAGUAUAACCCAAAUCACAAAGUAAAAUACAUCAACCAUUAUAUAUGACAAUCACAUAUUCGGUAAUUUACAGCCCUGUACACCAAUUAGGAACAUCUUUUCCAAUCCAAUGUAGUACUUGACAUAUCAUGCCUAUCUACUGUACUUACAUAUCUCUGCGUGUAAUAGAAACAAACCAGUCAAAACAUCUAUUAAAUUUUGGAAAAUAAUAUUAAUUGUCUAUUUUCUAUUAUCAGUACUGCAUACAAAUGGAAGGAAGGAAGUUAAUUAUGCCUUCAGCCUUAAAAUUUUGACUCAGUAGAAGCACCCACUUCCAUAAAAUGUUGAUUAUUUUUAGAUCUGUACUACUUUUAGGAAUAAAUAAAACCAACAAACUUGUUGGUCACCAGUCAAAAGACCAGGGUUGGUAAAAUGCAUAUAUAUUAAAACAAAUAUAGUCAUUCCUGUUACUCUCUACACAAUUUGAAGAUUAGAGCUAUAAAAUCCCAACUAUUUUUUCAAUAUUUAUUUUACUUUAAAUUUUCUUUAUACUGUAUGAAUACAUUUUAGAACUCUGCCUUAUUUCCUAACAAUAGCAGCUUUGGGCCGGGGGUGGGGAAGGGGGGGUUCUCAUUAUGCCGGUGUUAUGCAAAGACUUUUUGAGGUGACUGUGUUGUCUCCCUGAGAAGUAGCAUUUCUUUUUCUUCUUCUUUGUCUUCUUUUUUCUUUUAGAAAAAAAGAUGAUCAGGUAAGAUAAAGAAUGGGAACAAAAUAAAAGUGGGAACACAAUGAAAAUGUGUUGAAAACCAUUCAGUCACUGCAUUAAACGUUUUCAUGCUUAUAACUAUUACGUGCUCUGUACUGUUGUCUUUUCCUAUUUCAUCUGAGUCCUUUCUAUAAGAAAAUAAAUUUCUAGUGUCAUGAUGGAAAUACAUUUUUUCAGCUGAAAACCAGGUUCCUUCGUUCUGAGUCCUGCAUCUCUCUAACAGACUGAACCAUGAUCCCUAAAUCACAACACAAUAUUACAGUUUGAUAUUAAAGGAAACAUUGAAGUCUUUUUAUUGCUUAGUCAUACUUUUGAAAUGUAAUCACUAACUUUUGAAAAGAAAAUGUAUGUAUUUUUUUUGCUCUGAAAAAUUAAAGGGCUGCCAAAUUUACAUGUACAAAAAAGAAAAGGAAAUGUAAAUAAAUUAGGGAAGUCCCAACACUUGUGCAUUUUUUUCAUAAUUCAAUGUGAAUUUCACACUGAGCAUUUCACCAUUGGAAAAAAAUAAAAAAUUUGUUCAUUCCA
Molecule: messenger RNA, 8998 nt
Organism: Alligator mississippiensis (American alligator)
Lineage: Eukaryota; Metazoa; Chordata; Crocodylia; Alligatoridae
Gene: FGF14
Product: fibroblast growth factor 14
Exons: 5
Coding region: 293-1036 (247 amino acids)
Biological process (GO): animal organ morphogenesis; positive regulation of protein phosphorylation; regulation of cell migration
Cellular component (GO): cytoplasm
Molecular function (GO): fibroblast growth factor receptor binding; growth factor activity
Source: RefSeq, a predicted model, not a curated record